Molecule: messenger RNA, 1711 nt
Organism: Gordionus sp. m RMFG-2023
Lineage: Eukaryota; Metazoa; Nematomorpha; Gordioida; Chordodea; Parachordodidae
Product: glycoprotein 3-alpha-L-fucosyltransferase A-like
Exons: 5
Coding region: 38-1279 (413 amino acids)
Cellular component (GO): membrane
Molecular function (GO): fucosyltransferase activity
Source: RefSeq, a predicted model, not a curated record
CAAGGAAUCCUUAUAUAAUAGAAAUAUAUUAAUAUGGAUGCAAAAUAUUAUUAAAAAAAAUCCAACAUCAAAUGAAAUAUAUUGGCAAAAUAUUAAUAUACCAUCCCAUGAUGUUAAACAAAUUAUUUUAUGGACACCUUUUUUUGAAUCACAGAAUUGGUUUAUAAAAGAAUUAGGAAGAGUACCAUUUAACAGUUGCCGAUAUUCAUCAUGUGAAGUUUCUUACAAUAAACAUCUUUUCCCAUUUGCAGAUGCACUUUUAGUUCAUUUGCGAGAUAUAAAGCUACAUAAAUUGCCCAAUUAUCAUCCAAUAAAACAAACAUGGAUAUUUUUUUUACAAGAAUCUCCUCAUCACACCUGCUCUUACUCUUGGAAAUUCAUGUGCAACAUAAAAUCUUACGAUGACAUCUUCAACUGGACCUCUACUUACUUACCCCAUUCGGACAUCCCUGUUCCUUAUGGAGGCUUUUACAAAAUAGAAGAAUCUGCCCCUUCUACGAAUAGCGCUUCCAACGCUCAGAAAUUCUCUGGAGGGAAAAAUAAAUUGGCCGUCAGUUUUGUCAGCAAUUGUGCCACCACAAAUAAUCGAUUAAAAUACAUAAACGAAAUUCGGGAUCAUCUAGCUUCCUUUAGGACACCAUUAUCGUCGAACCACUCACGUUCCUUAGAUAUCCAUGGCCUAUGCUCGAGCCAAGAUUUUUUAUCAUUUACCGGUGCCCGAAUAUGUGUAACUUCCUCCACUGCUGAUGAGGACGAUCAAAGCAUUCGCGAUCAGGCAUGUGAACAGAGCCUCACGGCCACUUAUAAAUUCUAUCUCGCUUUCGAGAACAGCAAUUGCGCGCAUUACGUGACCGAAAAAGUGUUUCGCGCACUUUCUGUAGGAACUGUGCCUGUGGUGUAUGGUGCGCGGUAUGCGGAUUAUGCCAAGGUGGCCCCGCCAUUUUCUUUCAUCUACGUGGCCUCCCCUCUGGGAGUGAGGGACGAUGAAGCCAUGGAAAAAUCGUUUAACCAUUCGUCCAAAAUAUCGUUACCUCAUCCUUAUUUUCAUGUCCACAAUCUAAAAGAGUUAGCUAAAUAUCUGCUGAAAUUGGACUCCAACGAAACCCUUUACAAUGAAUAUCACGCUUGGAGAAGUAAAUUCGCUUUAGGAUCCAACCCGGCAGAAGAUAGCGAUAAUUACCUGUGUCAAAUUUGUCGCCAUUUGCACCUCAAGGAUAUUCCCGCGAAGUCAUACAAAAUAUCGGAAUGGUGGGAUGGUAAAAAAGAUUGCGAUCCUUGAAUUUGUCAUGAUGAUUGAUUAUCACUUUCGAAUUAUCCUGAAAACUAUCACAAAAAUAUAAGAUUAAAAUUAUUUUUAUGACAGACCACCAAUCCAAUUGUUGAUAUUUACCUAAAAGUUAGUUGCUUUUUAUCUUAGUUUAAAAUUUAUAGCCUUAUUUUUUUAAUGCCAGAAAAAAAUCUAUCACGUAUGAUAUAUAUUUUUAUUUGGCUCCCUAUUUUGUCCCCGAGUAAACUGCGCUAUGAUCUUUGUGUGAAUGUUAUUCGCGAUUUUCAUAAUAAAUAAAAUAACAUAAAAACGUUUUUAUUAAGUAAUUUUUAUUUAAAAAAUUUAAAUAUAUUAUUAGAAAUUAUAUUAGAAAAUUAUUCAAUUUGUUAUUAACAAUCUUUAUUUUUUUAAAAAAAAUAGUACAAUAAUAUAUAUUUAAUAUAU